CGAUGCCAAAAUGUCAUGUGGGUGUCAGUGUCAUCUGUAUAUCGGCACGUUCAUAUUGAUUUCUCUCCUAAUUUCAUCAUACCACAUAUACGUAGUUGGGUUCUGCUUCUCUAUCGAAAUGUCCGUGACAAAAUGGCUCCUCAAUCUAAUAUCCUUCAAUAUCCUUUUCGUAAUGAUGAUUUGGUCUUUAUUAUAUACCAUGUUCGAACCAAUAGCGAUGCCACCAGCAGAGUAUAAAUUGACUGAAGACGAGUUGAAAUUAUAUGUUGAAAGUGCUGAUGAUGAGAAGAAUUAUGUGCUGCUUGAAGUCUACAAUUCCCGAUAUUUCACACUGAAGACCAGGACACUGCAUGGGUUCUUGAGGUACUGCAGAAUCUGCAAGUUGCUGAAACCUGACCGAGCUCACCAUUGUUCGACUUGUGGAGUCUGCGUUUUGAAAAUGGACCACCACUGUCCUUGGUUGAAUAAUUGCAUCGGAUACACAACACAAAAAUCUUUCUUAUUGUGUUUAUUUUACUGCACUUCAUACUGUGUUUUCUUCAUGGGGACAACAUACCGAACUUUUUCAUAUUACUGGCAAUCAAAGACAAGAAGAAAUAUCCACGUGCCUGCUGUUAUUGGAUUCUUCAUAGCAGCAGUCCUUGGCUCAAUAACAGGAAUAUUCUUGUGUUUUCACGUCAUGUUGAUGUUCAAGAAUAAAACCACCAUUGAGAAUUCGUCAAAUCCAUCCAUAUUUGUGAGUCGAAACCAUACCUUCGAUCUCGGUUCAUACAGAAACCUAACUGAUGUUAUGGGAAAGAAUUGGAUAGCGUGGUUCUUUCCAGGAUUUUCGGGUGAAGGUGAUGGUUGUUAUUUCGAAACCAGAAAAUUAUGUAUCCGUCGAGGCUCUCACACAUCUUUGGCAAGCAGAUUAUCACGUGCAAGCCUCAGGUCGCACAUUUCUCAUGUUCCUGGGACUGAAACUAUGCACGGACGCCCAACAUUGAGAUUGUAUAGAUUCAAUCUUCCUCCAAUUGAUAAAGCAAUCCAACGACAGGAAGAAAAUGUGAUAUCCUCAGAUGAAGAAAUCGAUACUUUGUUCAGAACUUUCUCUGAAUGAACUAUGGAGAGCUGCGAGGAAACAGUUGCAUGAUUAUUAUUAUGAUUAAACUCCAAGUAUGAAACACAUGCCUGAUAAUUAGUUUGAACAUUAUAAGUAAACAGAAUCAAUGAAUGUAAUAUAAACAUUUCGAUAGAGUAAGCACUCGAAUGUGUAUAAAUUGGGAAUCCUUGUUACAUUCACCGUCGAUCUAGAUGGUUUCUGAUAGGGAAGUCAGCUAUUAAAAUAGGCUGAACAAUAAAA
Phaedon cochleariae (mustard beetle) is the source of this 1342-nucleotide messenger RNA. Lineage: Eukaryota; Metazoa; Arthropoda; Insecta; Coleoptera; Chrysomelidae. The record is from the annotation of a GenBank genome assembly.